AUGUCAGACUUCACUUUAGACAACAUUGUUCCAAACUUCCGUCUUGACGGUAAGUUGGCCAUCCUUACUGGAGGAUCCGGUGGGCUUGCCUCGGUCAUCUCACGUGCUCUCAUUGCUCAGGGUGCCGACGUUGCCUUGGUGGACAUGAACUUGGAAAGAACCACCGCCGCCGCCAAAGAUGUCGUUCUUUGGGCAGAAGAGCACUUGAAGGGUUCCCCCAAUGCCAUUGGUAAGGUAUCCGCUUGGGCCUGUAACAUUGGAGACGCUGCCUCCGUGGAAGAGUCUUUCGCUUCCAUUAACGAACACCACGGCCAACCAGCAAACAUCUUGAUCAACUCUGCUGGAUACUGUGAAAACUACCCAGCUGAAGAGUACCCAUCCUUAAACGCCGAGGGAAUCAUGAAGGUCAAUGCUUUAGGUGCCUUCUACGUAUCACAAUCGUUUGCCAGACCAUUAAUUGCCGGUAACUUGCCAGGUUCCAUCAUCUUGAUUGGUUCCAUGUCCGGUACCAUUGUCAACGACCCACAACCACAGGCCUUAUACAACAUGUCCAAGGCCGGUGUUAUCCACUUGGGAAGAUCCUUGGCUGUGGAAUGGGCCAAAUAUAACAUCAAGGUUAAUGUAUUAUCUCCAGGAUACAUCUUGACUCCAUUAACCAGAAACGUCAUUUCUGGCCACACAGAAAUGAAGGACGCCUGGGAAAGCAAGAUCCCAUUAAAGAGAAUGGCUGAACCAAAGGAAUUCAUUGGUUCUAUCUUGUACUUGGCUUCUGAUACUGCCUCAAGUUACACCACCGGUCACAAUUUAGUUGUUGACGGAGGUUACGAGUGUUGGUAG
This is a messenger RNA of Dujonia railenensis, 837 nucleotides long. NCBI's taxonomy places the organism in Eukaryota, Fungi, Ascomycota, Pichiomycetes, Serinales, Debaryomycetaceae. The record is from the annotation of a GenBank genome assembly.